AUGAGCUCGCCCGUAAAGCCGCGCAGCCCGGGCGAGCAGACCGCAGCGGCGCUGGGGGUCAGGCGCCCGUCCGGUGGUCGGAGAGGCGGGCGCGGGCUGCCGCUUGCGUGGGCAGCGUUGAAUGCUCGGAGGCGCCCGGCGCCCUCGCGCGCCCGUCGGGCCUGGCCGCUGGCCGCGCGGGCCGUCGGUGCGCGGCGGCUGGUGGAGGGGGGGGGCGUGCCGCUGAUGGCCCUGCUCAUCGCGGUCUGCCUCUCAGUUCUUUCGCGGCCCUCUUCCCUGCUGGCGGCCAGCGGGCGCGAUCCGGCGCCGCCGUCGUGCGCGGCGGGGGGCAGCUGGAGUCUCCUCGCGCGCCCGCGGGAGAGGGCCGGCCCGAGCGCGGCAUGCCGUUGCGUCGAUGGGUGCUUCCUGGGCCCGAUUUGGCGGAGAGGGCCAGGGCUGGCGCCCGCGCGCCUCAGGGCCGACGGGGGGGGGUGCGGCGCCGCUGCGGCCGUUCAAUUGCCUGGGGCCCGCCGAGGCGGAGGAGCUGGCGGCGGCUGA
Molecule: messenger RNA, 537 nt
Organism: Prorocentrum cordatum
Lineage: Eukaryota; Dinophyceae; Prorocentrales; Prorocentraceae
Source: the annotation of a GenBank genome assembly